Messenger RNA from Camellia sinensis, 976 nucleotides. Its product is annotated as PRA1 family protein E. The record is from RefSeq and is a predicted model, not a curated record. Lineage: Eukaryota; Viridiplantae; Streptophyta; Magnoliopsida; Ericales; Theaceae. Gene Ontology annotation, cellular component: Golgi apparatus; endoplasmic reticulum. Gene Ontology annotation, biological process: vesicle-mediated transport.
UUCCCAGCCUGGCCUCCGUUCCCUCCUGCCUCCUCCCACCGCUGUUAUCAGAGAGAAACCCACCACCCACAGAGCCCCUCUAGGGUUAGGGUUUCUCUCUCUCUCUCUCUCUCUGAAUCUAGUUGAUCUGUGUUGUUUGUGGAUCCAAAAUGUCAAACAAAUCACCAUCUAGUUAUGGAACGUCCCCCACCACCGCCACCAGCAGCAGACGGCCGCCGCUUCCGCCGCCGCCGCCACCACCACCACCACCGUCAACCUUCAUCUCUCGCGCCAAAGCCCAGACUCAAUCCCUAAUGGCCACGCGCCGCCCAUGGAAAGAGCUCUUCGACUUCUCCUCCUUCUCUCGACCCUACAGUUACGCCGAGUCCAUGUCUCGAAUCAAAAAAAAUCUCUACUACUUCCGAGUCAACUACACUUUGGUGAUGCUGAUCAUAGUGUUCGUCAGCCUCAUAUACCAUCCCGUUUCGAUGAUCGUGUUCUUGGCUUUGUUCGUGGGUUGGUUGUAUCUCUACUUCUUGCGUGAUCACCCAAUUAUGUUGUUUAAUCGCACAAUUGAUGAUCGGGUUGUUCUUGUUGUGCUCAGUUUGGUCACUGUAAUUGCUCUGGUUUUUACUAAUGUGGGUUUGAAUGUGUUGGUUUCGCUGAUAAUUGGGGUUUUGAUUGUUGGCUUGCAUGCGGCGUUUAGGCUUACAGAGGAUUUGUUUUUGAAUGAGCAGGAGGUGGCUGAGGGCGGUUUGCUGUCGGUUGUUGGCGGCGAUCGGCCAAUGCGGCCGACUUAUACUCGUGGUUGAAUAUAUUUAUGGUGAUGGAAUUGGUUUCAUUGUUGGCAAUUUUGGGUCCUCAGAAUUCUAAUCCAAAAUGGGUAAUUUGGGUUUUCUCAUUUUUUGUGUGUAGCAAGUGUUAUAAUUAUUUCAAUGGAAUUUGGUUGUUUAUUGAUUUUUGAUUAAAUUGGCUACAAGUUUGUAUUUUGGCAGGU